AUGGUUCCGAUGACUUCCGCGCUCCUCAAGGCUUGGCGAUUAACCGGAUCGGUGGAAUGCAGGGUCGUAGUCGAUGACUCCAAGGCACUGUUCCAAUUCGAAUCGGAAUCGGAUCUUCUCUGGGUGCUUGAUCAGGAGCCGUGGUCGUUCAACGACUGGAUGCUUGUGGUCGACAGGUUCGACCGACGGGACGAGCCUGAUUACCUGCGGUUCAUGAAUUUCUGGGUUGAGAUAGUCGGAAUCCCUUGGAAUUACAGAAACGACGCGGUGAUCAAGAGGAUUGGUUCUGUUGUAGGUGAGGUGUUGGAGAUCCACGAGCAAGGACCUGGUGUGAGAGCGAGGAUUCGAGUCGAUGUAAACGAGGGCCUGGAAUUUGAGAGGCGUGUUUUGUUUGAAAGAAGCGAUGAAGAUGUGGAGGUUAGGUUUGUGUAUGAGAAGUUGAAGAUGUUUUGUCAAACUUGUGGGAGCCUUGCUCACCACAAAGCUCGAUGCCCAGACGAAUGA
This is a messenger RNA of Microthlaspi erraticum, 504 nucleotides long. Lineage: Eukaryota; Viridiplantae; Streptophyta; Magnoliopsida; Brassicales; Brassicaceae. The record is from the annotation of a GenBank genome assembly.